This is a messenger RNA of Giardia duodenalis, 636 nucleotides long. RefSeq names its product Uracil phosphoribosyltransferase. The record is from RefSeq and is a predicted model, not a curated record. Gene Ontology annotation, molecular function: uracil phosphoribosyltransferase activity. Gene Ontology annotation, biological process: uracil salvage. The transcript has a single exon. Lineage: Eukaryota; Fornicata; Diplomonadida; Hexamitidae. The coding region runs from base 1 to 636 and encodes 211 amino acids.
AUGGGCCUCACUAUCUUCGACCACCCGCUCAUCCAACACAAGGUCGGGCUCCUCCGCAGCGUCACAACCGGCCCGAAGGAGUUCCGGGAGCUCCUCAGGGAGAUCGGCCUCCUCAUGAUGUACGAGGCCACCCGCAGCCUCGAGCUGGAGGACUACGAGAUCGCCACGCCCCUCUGCACAACCGUCGGCAAGCGCCUCCGCGGGAAGAAGGCAGCGGUCGUUCCCAUUCUGAGAGCAGGCCUCGGCAUGGUCGAUGGGCUUCUGGAGAUCCUGCCCGCCGCGAAGGUUGGACACAUGGGGCUUUACAGGGACCACGAUACCCUGCAGCCGGUGACAUACUUCUGCAAGAUGCCCGUUGACAUGGCCGAGAGGUCCAUCUACAUAGUCGAUCCUAUGCUUGCCACAGCAGGAUCGGUCAUCGCAACUAUCGAUACCCUUGUUAAGAAGUACAACUGUCCUCUUUCGUCCAUUAAGGUCAUGGUCAUCAUUGCAGCCCCAGAGGGCAUCGACAAUCUUCGCAAGGCGUAUCCAGACAUAGAGGUGUUUUGUGCACAGAAGGAUAGCCACCUCAACGAGAAGGGCUACAUUGUGCCGGGGCUCGGGGAUGCCGGUGACCGUAUCUUUGGUACCUUAUAG